CCAAAUAAAAACAUCAAAACACCAACCGGGGCCUGGGGAAUUUUCAAACACAUUUUAGUUUUUAAGUUACAACGAAUUCAAUCGUAGUUUUCGAGAAAUUAUUGUUGCCCAACAACACACACAAAAAGACUGUGAACACCUGUAUGUGGAGAGCAGGGUGAAGGGCGAGACCCGAAACGCGAGUAGAACUCUGGCCGGAGUACGGAGCACAGAGGAGGAGGAGGAGCAGCGGACCAGGAGCAGCAGAACCGCGCGGCGGAUGUGACAUUGAAGCCGGCACCAUUAAGUCGUCAAAUCAAAGUCGGUCCCGCAAGGCACCGGCUUCAUUAGCGGGCCAUUAUCCAGCCCCUCGCUCUCUGGCACUCAGCGAGGAAGAGAGGAGCCACUACCGGGACAGGACGUGGGAGCUGGACCAGCGUAGCCAUCUCAUGCAAGGCCGCGAUCCCCGCCAGCAGCAGCCGGAGCCACUGAACAACCUCAACGCCAACGGCCGCUACCACAGUCGCAUGGUGGCCGGCUCCAACAACUUCAAUGGCGCAACUGUCGGUCAUGUGGACUCUGCAGUGCCUUGUCGGAUUGCAAGGCAAACCGUUCUUGGACAUCAACAGGCGCGAAGCAUGAACAUCAAUGUGCCCAACGCCUCCUCAAUGCAGCAACACCAGCAGUCCCAGCAUCGAUUGUCCUCGCAGGGAUUAACUUCUGCCUCACGGCGCAGUUAUCACCUCGCCGCCGGCGGCGGCAGAAUUCGGGCUGAUAACAGAACUAACAAUAUCCACACGCUCACGCCGACGACAGUUCCCAUGCCAGUUCCAGCUCCUGCUGCUCCCGCUGUCGUUAGGACUGCGCCUAGUGUAACCAGUUCUGCGCCAUCAACAUCCGCUUCAGUGAUCGUAGAAAAUACAGAAAAACGCUUUAGGGAAAUAGCACGGAAGUACCCACUCUGGCUACCCGAGUACAAGCGAAGGGCCUUCAAUGCCUCCAUGGACGAGAAGUACGUGGAAACCAUUUGGGCCAGCUUAAAGAAUGCCAUCCAGGAGAUACAGAAAAAGAACAACUCUGGACUGUCGUUCGAACAGCUCUACCGGAAUGCGUACAACAUGGUGCUGCACAAGCACGGCAACAGACUGUAUUACGGCCUGAGGGAGGUCGUCUCAGAACACCUGGAGCACAAAGUGCGGGCGGACGUGCUGGAGGCUCUGCACAGCAAUUUCCUACCCAAGUUAAACCAGGCCUGGACAGACCACCAGACAUCUAUGGUGAUGAUCCGCGACAUACUCAUGUACAUGGAUAGAGUUUAUGUGCAGCAGCGUGAGGUGGACAACGUGUACAAUUUGGGAUUAAUUUUGUUCAGGGAUCAGGUGGUUCGCUAUUCUGAGAUUCAAAAGGCUCUGCGGGAGAAGUUGCUGGGCAUGGUGAUGGAGGAGCGUCAUGGCGAAGCCAUUAACCAUCUAGCGAUCAAGAAUGCUUGCAGCAUGCUGAUCACUCUAGGGAUUAAUUCGCGCACUGUCUACGAGGAGGACUUUGAAAAGCCCUUCCUUGCGCAGUCGGCGGCGUUUUACAAAUUCGAGUCGCAGAACUUUCUUGCCGAAAACAACGCUGGCGUUUACAUCAAGAAAGUGGAAGCGCGCAUCACGGAGGAAUCUUCCCGGGCAGCGCUGUAUCUAGAUAAGGAUACAGAGCCCCGCAUCGUGCGCGUAGUCGAAGAAGAACUGAUCAAAAAGCACAUGCGACCCAUUGUUGAAAUGGAGAACUCGGGCGUGGUGUACAUGAUCAAGAACUCAAAAACCGAGGAUCUGGCCUGCACAUAUAAGCUUUUCUCGCGCCUUAAGGAGGAAGGCCUCAAGGUGAUAGCGGACACCAUGUCGGCAUAUCUGCGAGAGCAAGGACGCAUGCUGGUUAAGGAGGAAGAAAACGGCAACACGAAUCCCAUCACAUUCGUGCAGAACUUGCUGGAUCUCAAGGACCGCUUCGACCAGUUUCUGGUGCACUCGUUCGCCAACGAUCGCAUAUUCAAAAAUGUCAUCUCAUCCGAUUUUGAACAUUUCUUGAACCUGAAUAACAAAUCCCCGGAGUAUCUUUCGCUAUUCAUCGAUGACAAACUGAAAAAGGGCGGCAAGGGAAUGAGCGAACAGGAAAUCGAGUCCAUCUUGGAUAAGACAAUGGUUCUUUUCCGUUUCCUAUUGGAGAAAGAUGUCUUUGAGCGCUAUUACAAGACGCAUUUAGCCAAGAGAUUGCUGCUGAACAAAUCAGUCUCUGAUGAUUUCGAGAAAAAUAUGAUAUCAAAACUAAAGACUGAAUGCGGCUGUCAAUUCACCUCAAAGCUAGAGGGCAUGUUUAAAGAUAUGUCAGUCUCCAAUACGAUCAUGGAUGAGUUUAAGAACUUUGUAAAUAAUAACAAUUUAUCCCUUGGCGGUGUGGAGCUCACUGUUCGCAUACUAACCACUGGCUUUUGGCCCACACAGACAGCAACUCCGAACUGCAAUAUACCCGCCGCUCCUCGUGAAGCCUUUGACAUUUUCAAGAACUUCUAUUUAAAUAAGCACUCAGGACGUCAAUUGACGUUACAGCCACAAAUGGGAACCGCCUAUAUCAACGCUGUGUUUUAUGGCCGCAAGGCAGCCGAAAGUGAAAAAGAUAAAGAUGCCCCCAGCUCCAGUUCAAGCGGCUGUGCGGUGCCGACCACCACACGAAAGCACGUUUUGCAGGUGUCCACCUACCAGAUGUGCGUGCUACUGCUGUUUAAUAACCGCGACGUGCUCACCUACGAUGAUAUUCAUCAAGAGACAGACAUACCAGAACGGGAGCUUGUCCGAGCACUACAAUCGUUGUCCAUGGGCAAACCCGCUCAGCGUUUGUUAGUACGCAAUUCUAAAACGAAAACUAAGGACAUUGAGCCCACGGAUGAGUUUUACGUAAACGACGCAUUCAUCUCCAAGUUCCACAGGGUGAAGAUACAAACGGUAGCCGCCAAGGGAGAAUCAGAGCCAGAGCGCAAGGAAACGCGCGGAAAGGUCGACGAGGAUCGUAAGCAUGAGAUCGAAGCGGCUAUUGUGCGCAUAAUGAAGGCCCGCAAGCGCAUGGCUCACAACUUGCUAGUAUCAGAUGUGACGUCGCAGCUAAAGUCGCGCUUCUUGCCCUCGCCCGUGUUUAUCAAAAAGCGCAUUGAGGGCCUCAUCGAACGCGAGUAUCUGCAACGAUCGCCGGAAGAUCGCAAAGUUUAUAACUACUUGGCCUAAGCGGCCCACUUAAAGUAGCAGAAGCGUCUUGAGCAGAAUCCGGAUCACACUCAUCUUCAAAUCGCCAGGGCUUGCACACUAAAAACAAAUCUGCGGCUCGGACUGCAUGCGCCUGAGUACACGAGCGGCAUUGAUAAAGAUAUUGACCACGAUUAUAGAUGACCGCCAGCCAAUAACCCGAAUACAUAAAUAUAUCAAUUAGUGCGCCCCGAAUCGUGAAAUUUCGUUUCGCAACCCAUUUUGUAAGCCUGACAUUCAAAAUUCAAAAGUUAAAAAUGCUAUUGGAUAAGGCACCACCAUAAUUAUUAUCCCUCUAAUAUAUUUCUUGAUAUUCUCUAA
Drosophila yakuba is the source of this 3575-nucleotide messenger RNA. RefSeq names its product cullin-3-A (gene Cul3). Gene Ontology annotation, cellular component: Cul3-RING ubiquitin ligase complex. Lineage: Eukaryota; Metazoa; Arthropoda; Insecta; Diptera; Drosophilidae. The transcript is spliced from 10 exons. Bases 429 to 3236 code for a protein of 935 amino acids. Gene Ontology annotation, biological process: protein ubiquitination; ubiquitin-dependent protein catabolic process. The record is from RefSeq and is a predicted model, not a curated record. Gene Ontology annotation, molecular function: ubiquitin protein ligase binding.